Setaria italica (foxtail millet) is the source of this 3136-nucleotide messenger RNA. Its product is annotated as probable metal-nicotianamine transporter YSL11. Gene Ontology annotation, molecular function: oligopeptide transmembrane transporter activity. Gene Ontology annotation, cellular component: membrane. The coding region runs from base 1 to 2178 and encodes 725 amino acids. Lineage: Eukaryota; Viridiplantae; Streptophyta; Magnoliopsida; Poales; Poaceae. The transcript is spliced from 6 exons. The record is from RefSeq and is a predicted model, not a curated record.
AUGGCGCCGGCCACCGCCACCGCCAGCGCCUCCGGCGGCUCAGCCGUCCACGACAGCGCCGACGCCCUGGAACAAGGCACCAGCACCCAGCUCCGCCGCCGCUACACCGGCGGCCAGACGGGCGAGCUGGCCGACGACGGGAUCGUCAGGAGCAGGGCGGGCAAGCAGGAGCCCGCGCCGCCGUCGGUGGAGGAGGCGUUCGCGGACCUCCCCGUGCCGUCGUGGCGGGAGCAGCUGACGGUGCGCGCCUUCGUGGUGGGGUCCCUCCUCGCCGUCGUGUUCAACGUCAUCCUCAUGAAGAUCGACCUCACCACGGGCAUCAACCCCUCGCUCAACGUCUGCGCCAGCCUCCUCAGCUACUUCCUCGUCCGCGUCUGGACCAAGGCCAUCGAGGGCAUGGGCCUGCUCAGGCAGCCCUUCACGCGCCAGGAGAACACCAUGAUCCAGACCUGCGUCGUCUCCGCCUACGGCAUCACCUUCACCGGCGGGUUUAGCAGUUAUCUGUUUGGUAUGAGCGGAACUAUUGCUAACAAAGCAACAGAGGCAAAUGAUGCUCAGAAUAUCAAGGAACCCCACCUUGGAUGGAUGAUAGGGUUUAUGUUCCUCGUCAGUUUUGUUGGCCUUUUUGCUCUGGUGCCUCUGAGAAAGGUUAUGAUUGUGGAUUACAAACUAACUUACCCAAGUGGCACUGCGACCGCUUACCUCAUCAAUGGAUUCCACGCACCCCAUGGUUCCGAGCGUGCAAAGAAGCAAGUUCGGACGUUGGGCAAGUAUUUCUCACUUAGUUUCCUAUGGGCAUUCUUCCAGUGGUUCUACACAGCCGGGGAUCACUGCGGAUUCGGCUCCUUCCCAACACUCGGUCUUGAAGCUUAUAAAAACAGGUUCUUUUUUGAUUUCUCACCGACUUAUAUUGGUGUUGGAAUGAUCUGCCCAUAUAUCGUAAAUGUGUCUCUUCUCCUUGGAGGCAUCAUCUCGUGGGGAGUAAUGUGGCCAUUGAUCAGCACAAAGAAAGGAAGUUGGUACCCUGAGACUCUACCAGAUAAUAGUCUACAUGGACUGCAGGGUUACAGGGUGUUUAUAACCGUAGCAGUAAUUCUUGGAGACGGCCUGUACAAUAUCUUGAAGGUACUUGGUCGCAUGAUAGAAGCCUUUGUAUCAAGGUACAGAAACAGAAAUACAAACACACUUCCUGUGUCUCACGAUGGCACCCCUGUCACUACCACUGAAACUGAGUCAUUUGAUGACAAGCGUCGUCUUGAGCUAUUCGUGAAGGAUCAAAUUCCCAAGACAGUUGCAUUUGGAGGCUAUGUCGUUCUGGCAGCUAUAACGAUAGGUUGUCUCCCUCUCAUUAUCCCACAGCUCAAGUGGUACCAUAUUUUGGCUGCAUAUAUCCUUGCACCUGCACUAGCCUUCUGCAAUGCCUAUGGAUGUGGCCUAACAAAUUGGUCCUUCGCUAGCGCCUAUGGUAAGCUUGCAAUCUUUAGCUUUGGUGCGUGGGCUGGUGCUUCGCAUGGUGGUGUACUUGUGGGAUUAGCUGCAUGCGGUGUGAUGAUGAGCAUCGUGGGAACAGCUGCUGAUCUGAUGCAAGACUUCAAGACUGGGUACCUGACUCUGGCCUCGCCAAGGUCAAUGUUCAUCAGCCAAGUGAUAGGCACAGCCAUGGGCUGUGUUAUUGCACCCUGUGUCUUCUGGCUGUUUUACAAGUCAUUUGAUAUUGGAGCAAGCAAUAGCGCUUACCCAGCACCUUACACCAUUAUGUACCGUAACAUGGCGAUUAUGGGCGUGGAUGGCUUGUCCCUUCCAAAGCACUGCCUCACACUAUGCUACAUUUUCUUUGCUGCAUCCUUCGCCAUCAAUUUGAUCAAGGACCUGAUGCCGAAGAAGGUGGCGAAGUUCAUCCCCAUCCCCAUGGCAGUAGCAAUUCCUUUCUACGUCGGAGCAUACUUCACUAUUGAUAUGUUCUUGGGCUGCGUGAUACUAUUCAUAUGGGAAUGGAAGAACAAAGCUGAAGCAGACUCAUUGGGACCAGCAGUUGCAUCCGGUUUCAUGUGCGGUGACGGGCUCUGGGCACUGCCAGAGGCUGUUCUUUCUCUUGCAAAUGUGAAACCUCCCAUUUGCAUGAAGUUUUUGUCGAGGUCUGUGAAUGCCAAAGUGGACUCCUUCCUUGCGAAGGAGUGACUUCUAGUUUGGUAGAAUAGAAUUAGCUUCCUUCCAUAGUAGAGGUGGUUAAAUAAUUAUAGUUAUGUAAGAGAGUGUCAUGGGGCAGAGUCAUAUUUUGUUUUUGUAAUCAAGCAGAUAAGAGAAGUUGUCUGAUUGGCUGCUAGCUAGUUUGAUAGAAUAGAAUUAUCUUCCUUCCAUAUUAGAGGUGGUUAAAUAAUUCUAGUUAUGUAAAUUAAGAGUGUCAUGGGGCAGCAGUCAUAUUUUGUUUUAGUAAUCAAGCAGAUAAGAGAAGUCUGAUUUGCUUAGUGCUGCAAUUGUCUGGUUGCUAACUCUAGAAUUGAAUUUCAUGGUCCAGAUUAUCUCUUGUGAAGCAAGAUUUCAAAAUCUCUCUUGCUAAGCCAGAAUCUUUAUGUAUGGUCGAAUGCGAUAAAAUUCGGACAUCUGAAGGAACACUUACACAGGAACGUCCAUCAGGUUCAGGUAUGGAAUCGGAGGAUGAAUGCCUGACGCUUGAAACGAGAUGCAGAAUGCAAGCUUACCUCGUUCCUGUCGAGCUCGUGCUUCCCGAAAACCACCGCGUCCCGCAGGUUCGCCCCCUCCCCUUCCCAUCGCCCAUCGCCACUGCUUCCGCGCAUCUCUUCUUCGAAACUGCCAUUGCAGGCAGUCAGGCACCAAAUCCGGGAGCGGACAGUACGGCGAAGCGGACAUAGCCUGAAUGCGAGAGGUGGAGUCCGGAAGGGGUCCGGAGAUUCGCCGGUGUUGGUCGCCGAGCCAGAAGACAUCGCCGCUGCGGCGCGUAGGGCGGCCACCGGCGGUUUGGUGCCUGAAGAAGGGGCGCGCGCGUCCUACAGUAUCAGAUCCAGAGCCGCGGCUGAGUGCGCUCUGUUGACGGUGCGGCGGCGCGGGAUGCAUCACGGCACCCGCCGCUGGCAGCGCGGGCUCGUCGGCCGGCGUGGAGUUUGCAAGGAACCCCCAA